Molecule: messenger RNA, 1177 nt
Organism: Planococcus citri (citrus mealybug)
Lineage: Eukaryota; Metazoa; Arthropoda; Insecta; Hemiptera; Pseudococcidae
Product: alpha-crystallin A chain-like
Exons: 4
Coding region: 302-877 (191 amino acids)
Biological process (GO): protein refolding; response to heat
Cellular component (GO): cytoplasm; nucleus
Source: RefSeq, a predicted model, not a curated record
AGAGUUUCCGAGAAAGUUCUAGAAAACAGCUGAUUCGAUUCGAUUUUUCUCGCGAAUUCCAGUCUUUUCCUCUUGAACAGCUGACGAAUAUAUAAACUCAGCUGUUGCAGCUAACCGGCAUAGUUGAAUUUUGAAAGCGAUCGGUGCAAGUUGCGAAUUUUUCAAGCGAUUUCUUGCGAUUCAUCUGCGUUAUUUCUUGUGCGAUUUUGUGAACGUGCACGUAUUUUGUGCGAUUUAAUCUGCGUUUUUGCGAUUUUCUUGUAUUUCGUGUUUUAUUUGAAUCUACUUAUUCUCAAUCAAGAUGUCUCUCUUACCAUACAUUGUUAACGAACUCGUCCGCGAUGCCUACGAUCCGCUCUCCUCGUUGUACGACCAACACUUCGGAUUGGGUCUAUUGAAUGACGAUCUCUACAGAAGACCAGCCGUUAACGCUUAUACCGCUCCGAUUUUAGCCGGCUACCUUCGUCCUCAUCGUCAUAGUCAUCCCGAGGAAAGCGGAAUCUCAGCGAUUUCUAAUCAGAAAGACCAAUUCAAAGUCAACUUAGACGUACAGCAAUUCAAACCCGAAGAAGUCAACGUUAAAGUCGUCGAUGAUUACCUAGUCGUUGAAGGAAAACACGAAGAAAGACAAGAUAAACACGGAUAUAUCUCUCGUCAGUUCACCAGAAGAUACAAAUUACCGCAAAACGUUAACUUAGAAGCCAUCGCGAGCAACUUAUCGUCCGACGGUAUUCUCUCAAUCACCGCUCCUAAAAAAGUCGAAAAAACUGACGCUAAAGAGAUCUCGAUUCCGGUAGUCCAAACUAACCAACCGGCCAUCAAGCAAACGAAGAAAGCUGGUGACGAAAAAUCUGCCGGCGAUAAAAUGGAGACGUAAUUUGGUUUUGGAGUCGAUUCGUGUAUAGCCGUGUCAUGUUCCACGUUAUGAUAAGUUCGGCCAUUCGUAGAAUAGCUUUCAUCUUAUUCCUUUUUCGUAGCAUUUAUUUUUAAGUCUGAUUUUCAUCGGUUUCGUAUUAUUAAGGUUUCGUUUUUCGUCGGUAUUAUGAUUAUCCUAUUUUUCUCUCGAUUUAUUAUUAUUAUUUUUUAAUGAUUUUCUAUUAUUUAUCGUAAUAUUUAAGAUGUAGGCAUCGUUCCUCUUUUUUUUCAAUCUCAAUAAAUCAUUUAUUUUUCGUGGAAA